AAGGCGGAACUGACCGCUUCGUUGGCCAAGUGCCAAUCGUUGGUUAAAGAGCGAACGGUUGCCUGCGAAGAGAUAGAGUACCGUCUAGAGGUAACGGAAGCAACCGUACAGAAGCUGACCCGUGAGCUAGAAGAAGCCCGAACAAAGGGCCAGCAGUACGAGCGGUUGGAAGAGAGGAUCGGUUCGCAGGUGACCCAAUAUCAGCAGGAAGCGGAACGUUUCCGCAAACUACACGACGAUCUGCAGGAGGAUUUAGCCGAACUGCGCCAGAACCUAACAGUACGCAGCGAAGAGUACCAAGCUGCACAACAGGCCCUCGAACAGGCUCGCUCAGAAUUGUCACUGGCCAGGAUACGCAUCGAUCAGCUAAGCAGUGCCGACGACGACCGGCAAGACGACAGCAAUACAAAGAUUGAAUCACUGGCUCAGCAAAACCUCAUCAAGGCCCAGCAAUUGAAGGACCUGCAGGAGGUGGUGAAACAAAUCGGAAGCGAACGCGACCAGAGCAACCAACAGUACCAGAACUACGUGUUGCACCUGAACAAGGAGAUCGGUAAUCUGGCGGAAAAAAUUCAGGAACUGACCGACGAAAACAAUCGACUUGCGAAAAGUGAAGAGGCCGCAGUUCGGUUCGCAAAUGAGCUUGAGCGACAGAUACAACAGCAGAUGUUACAGCAGCAAACGUUGGCACAAGCUUCUCGUGAUGACGGCGAACAGCCGGUUUCGUUACCGCAAACAGAACGCCACAACUUGGAGACGGUGUUCGAGCAGAAGUUGGAAGCUCUGCAGAAGCGUUGUAACGACCUAGAACGGGAACGGGAUAAGCUUCAGGGCGAUGCUGAAGCGUCGCAGCAUGAACGGGACCGCUACGAGGCUCUUCUAAAACAGUCCGAGGAACAGAUCGAGCUUCUACAGUUAACCGUCGAACGGUUACAGCUCGACAAACCGGACGUGGCGAAACUCUUGGCGGAGAUCGAGAGUGGUAAGGUUGGCGCAUCGAGAGCCGUCACGCAAAACAACGAGCUGAAGGCCCAACUGGAGGAAAUGCAGCGUGCGUUCGUGCAGAUUAGCAAUGAUAAACUCAACCUAACCGAUAAACUUCAAACGGAGCUACAUCUUGGCAAAGAAAUGAAAGCAAAUUACGGCCACCUCGAAGCGGAGUUGGCGGCCAUAAGGGAACAGAUGCACUACAAAGACGAAGAGAUGAUUCGCUUAGCCCACGAGAACACCGAGCUGAACAAGCAAAACUUCCAGCACAGCCAAGAGAUCGAUCGGCUGCGGUACUACGAGUCACGAUCGAACGAUGCGGUCACGCUACAGCGAGAGCUGGAAACGCAACGUCGCACGGUAGAAGAACUCGAGCGACAGCUUUCUGCCAGCUCCCCAACGGUGAAUGGUAACGGUGGUGGUGAAGAUCGACCAAAGGACGUCCGAGAUGUGGAUCGGCAUGAAAUCGAGACAUUGCGGCAGGAGAAACAAGAAUUGGUGAAAGCCCUGAACCGAUUCCAGCAACAUCGAUCUGCGUCAGGUAAUGACGAAGAUAAAGUGCAUCAGCCGUUAAGAGGUGAUCACCCAUCAUCGAUCGUGAGCAGCAUAUCGACACUAGAAGCGAUGGAGAAGCUACAAGAACGCUUCAAGCGCACGAUGGUCGAGGUGGCUGAACUAACGGAGGAACGACAAGUGUUGGAGCAUCUCGUGCUCCAGCUUCAGGACGAGACGGACACGAUUGGCGAGUACAUCACACUUUACCAGCAGCAGCGGCGCUUGCUGAAGCAGAAGGAUAUGGAACGCAAUCUGCAGUUGCAACAGUUGGCCGACGAUCGAGAGAUGAUGAAGCUGAAGCUUAAGGAGCUAAACUAUCUAGUGCACCGAUUGGUGCUCGAACAGCAGGGUGGUAGUGUUGGUGCGGCGGUUCCUACAGCUCGUCUAUCUCCUGCUGACCACAUUGUGGAUCUACCAGAUCCGAGCGCACCCACAGCUGGUGGUGCUAGUCCUACUUCUGUCUGUGACCAUCAUGACGAUCAUUAUCAUCAUUCGUCCGAUACGGAACUAAGCUCGAAUGGCAAUGAUGGUGCGGUGCCGAACGUGCAUAUUAAGGCGACCGAAACGGCAGGACGCAUUCUGUCCCUGCUGACCGACAUGAAGGAAGCCAACAUACUGUUUGGCAGUGGUGUUCAACAUUGUUCGUGCUGUUCCGGGCGACUCGAAACGGUCUAAAACACCCACCGCUCCCUUACGCUGUGGUUUAGGUUUUGUUACUUUUAAAAAUAAGUGGUUUAUAAUUUUAAAUCGAUCGUUUCUUCACUUCUACGUACCACUUUUCUUCCGCUCUUCAUUCCUUUCUCCCUGAACCGGCAUAAAAUGGUAUUUGUACGAUUGAUAAAUGUUAAUGACACACGCUUAGCGCCGAAUUCAGGGUGAAUAAAAC
Messenger RNA from Anopheles bellator, 2428 nucleotides. RefSeq names its product golgin subfamily A member 2. Gene Ontology annotation, cellular component: Golgi apparatus; Golgi cis cisterna; cis-Golgi network. The record is from RefSeq and is a predicted model, not a curated record. The transcript is spliced from 3 exons. Gene Ontology annotation, biological process: Golgi organization. NCBI's taxonomy places the organism in Eukaryota, Metazoa, Arthropoda, Insecta, Diptera, Culicidae. The annotation marks the transcript as partial.